AUGUCCAGCCAGCCUCUUCCUCCUCAUGCGCAAGCGCAGCCGGCGCACAGUCCGACGCAUCCGCCCCAGCCCACCCAGGCGCAACGCUCGUAUGUGCCCCCUCCGAUCCAACCCCCGGCCGCCUCGGCUGCUGGAGCGCCAGGGCAGGCUCCCCCUGCCCAGCCUACUCAAACCUCGCCUCCUGCGAAGACGCCUGCGAAGCCGACCCUCAAAGCCCUGCCCACCGUGCGCGACCACACUACAGACCAGCUCGGUCCCGGAAACGACGAAUAUCUACCGCGUGAAAUUGACGAAUCGGGCGAGAAGAAGGUUCUUCCAAAUGGCCAGCUGCUGGGCGGUCGCGAAUACCGCUGCCGCACGUUCCUGGUUCCCCAGCGUGGCGACAAAUUGUUCAUGCUUGCCACCGAAUGCGCCCGCGUCCUCGGCUACCGCGACUCGUACUUGCUGUUCAACAAAAACAGAUCACUCUACAAAAUUAUUGCAAACCAGGUGGAGAAGGACGACCUCGUCGGCCAGGAAAUCCUGCCCUUCUCGUAUCGCUCGCGCCAGAUCGCUAUUGUCACCGCCCGCAGCAUGUUCCGCCAGUUCGGCAGCCGCGUUAUCGUCGGCGGCCGUCGUGUCCGUGACGACUAUUGGGAGACCAAGGCUCGUAAGCAAGGUUUCACGGAGGCCGAUAUGGCCGGUGAGAAGCGCCCUGGCGGGACCAAGGCGCGCGAGGCCGCCGCAGAGGCGGCUGCGCAGAGCGCGCCCAUCAUUGGUCAAGCACAUCCAGAAAUCGUCUACAGCAAUACGGGCCAAUUCGGCGCCGCGCCGCCUACCCAGCUCGUCCAGCCGGAGUACAACGAUACGCGGAGCCGCGAUUACUCGAGCAUUUUGAAGACCGGUCCCCGACAGGAGAUCACUGGCCCGGCAUACCAGGACCGCUCGCAGCCGGCCCCGAUUGGCGAAGUCAACGCACAGGCACACCAUGCGGCCGAGUUCAACAAGUCCAUCAACCAGCAGCGUGAUAUGCGGAACGACUACCUUCAGAGCAUCUGGCGUCGUCCCCACGAGCAACCGCCGCCGCCAGCUAGCCUCACUCCGCAGCAGGUCUCAACCUCGGAGUCUCUGCCGUCCAGCCGCUCCGUCACUGGGGCCACGUCUGCCGGCGGUAUGGUCCACCACAGCCCGCAGAUGAUGAUGUCUGCUGCUCCGUAUUCGCAGUCGGUCACCGCCCAGAGCUCCCUGCCAUCGUCAAUACAAAGACCCACUGGCGGUUUGUCGCAGCCGCAGGGCUAUAGCUACCCCCAGUCGACGCAGAUGUGGCCCCAGACACCCCAGACACCUCAGUACAGCUAUGGACACCCGUCGUCCGGCCCGUCGUCGCACCAGCAGCACCAACAGGCGCCACCGCCGCCACCCUCGUCGCAGCUGCGCCACUCGAGCAGCGGUGGGCAGGUCCCUCCGAGCAACAUGCCCUACUCGGGCAUGCCGGGUAUGAGCCCUGGCUAUCCCUCGCAGGGCCAGGGUAUGCCUUACGACCAGACGCCUCGUCAGUAUAUGCACCCAUCCGGCUCGGGGUCGCCGGCUGUCACACAGGGCUGGCAGGGACAGCCCCAGGCAUCUUCACAAUGGUGGGCAAACCAGCAGCAGUAG
Messenger RNA from Sporothrix schenckii 1099-18, 1635 nucleotides. Its product is annotated as chromatin structure-remodeling complex protein RSC7. Lineage: Eukaryota; Fungi; Ascomycota; Sordariomycetes; Ophiostomatales; Ophiostomataceae. The record is from RefSeq and is a predicted model, not a curated record. Gene Ontology annotation, molecular function: chromatin DNA binding. The coding region runs from base 1 to 1635 and encodes 544 amino acids. Gene Ontology annotation, cellular component: nucleus. The transcript has 2 exons.